Camellia sinensis is the source of this 743-nucleotide messenger RNA. The record is from RefSeq and is a predicted model, not a curated record. Lineage: Eukaryota; Viridiplantae; Streptophyta; Magnoliopsida; Ericales; Theaceae.
GCAACUGCUGUCAAUUUGGUUGCUGGAGAAAAACCUGCUGAUGUUUACUCAGGAAUAGCUGCUAGAGUUCUAGAUAUAAUGAGGAAAGAUGCUCAGAAAGAUCCUGAAGUAUUUCCAGAUGCACUGUGUGCAAGGCUUUUAAUCAAUCAGGUGGACAAGAAAUUAGUGAAGCAGACAGUGAUGACAUCAGUGUAUGGUGUAACUUACAUUUGUGCUCGGGAUCAGAUCAAGAGAAGGUUGAAGGAACGUAAUGCCAUCGCAGAUGAUACAGAGCUCUUUGGUGCAGCCUGUUAUGCUGCAAAAAUCACAUUGACUGCAUUGGGAGAGAUGUUUCAAGCUGCUCGUAGUAUCAUGGGCUGGCUCGGUGACUGUGCAAAGGGAAAUGAUAUGCAUAGGACAAAGUUGCUAAACAUUUGAAGUGGCUAAAACAAUAUCGAUGGGGCCAUCAUUGAAAAGUGGAUCAAAAGUUGGGAAAAGUGGAUCAAAAGUUCACGAACCAGACCAGCACCCUCCCCAACAUAUUUCUUAGCAAGUUCACGAAGCUAAAUUGUACAAGACUACUUGGCAGUAUGAGCAUUUUUUGGAGGAUUAAAUAUUUGUGGAUAGAUGUGUAUGGAUAACAAAUAUUAGUAGUUUUAUUUGUUGAUAGCUGCGCAUGGAUAACAAAUAGUUAUGUUUCAAAUUGUUAUGCUAGAUGGAUGUGACUUGUGAAUGAAAACUUAGAAUAGUUGUAUUGUGUCGAA